This is a messenger RNA of Caenorhabditis briggsae, 544 nucleotides long. NCBI's taxonomy places the organism in Eukaryota, Metazoa, Nematoda, Chromadorea, Rhabditida, Rhabditidae. The annotation marks the transcript as partial. Gene Ontology annotation, cellular component: cytoplasm; membrane. The record is from RefSeq and is a predicted model, not a curated record. The transcript has 2 exons.
AUGAAUCUCCUUCGAACCUUCAACGCAACGCUAGCUCGUCGUCCUCUCGCGACUCAAGUUAUUGUAUCUGGAGCAGUUUGUGGAGCAGGCGACGCCUUCACACAGUAUUUGACUGGACAGAAAUCAUGGGACUACAAGAGAACCGCCCGUUUCACAUGUCUCGCUGCUGUCUUCAUUGCUCCACCACUGAAUGUUUGGUUUCGAGUUUUGGAAAGGGUUCGACACUCGAAUCGGCAUGCCCAGGUCUUCAGUCGAAUGUCAAUUGAUCAGUUUAUGUUCAGUCCAUUCUUCAACGCAAUCAUUCUAGUGAAUCUCCGUCUUCUAGAAGGAUUUUCAUUUUCCAAAUCAGUGGAUAAAAUGAAGAAUGACUGGUACGAUGUGUACACUUCGAGUUUGAGACUAUGGCCGGCAGUUCAAUUGAUCAAUUUUUAUUUCGUUCCUUUGAACUACCGAGUGAUCCUUAUCCAAGUCGUCGCAUUCUUCUGGAAUUCGUGGCUCUCGUUCAAAACCCAAACUCCCGCAUUGGAAGAUCCAACGAUUGAGG